Papaver somniferum (opium poppy) is the source of this 771-nucleotide messenger RNA. RefSeq names its product E3 ubiquitin-protein ligase MBR1-like. Gene Ontology annotation, biological process: protein ubiquitination. Bases 1 to 771 code for a protein of 256 amino acids. The record is from RefSeq and is a predicted model, not a curated record. NCBI's taxonomy places the organism in Eukaryota, Viridiplantae, Streptophyta, Magnoliopsida, Ranunculales, Papaveraceae. The transcript has a single exon.
AUGAAGAAUUUUAACCUUCUGUUGGUGAUACUACUACUAUUCCUACCACAAGCCUCUGCACAAAGCAAUAAUGAUACUCCAUUUGAUAGCAUAUUCAUAUUCGACUUCUUUAUCAUUUGGGUUAUAGUCGCAUCGCUCAUAGCACUCGUACUCGUUUUUGCUUGUGAUGGUAUUUGUUGGCCCAGAAAAGAUGAGCCACGACAUUACCCUCAUAUGGAGCAAAUUUUUUCGGAUGACCGUCAUAAUAUGACUAGAGAUCAUGAGCUAAGACAACUUCGUGCUAUGGAGCAAAUUAUUUCAGAUCUCCGUGAUAAUAUGAUUGAAUUCGAAGACUUUUCUUCUCCAAACAUAUAUGCUGUGCAUGCAAAUGGCUACCAUACUACUACAGGAGGAGCAACGGAAAAAGGACUUGAUUCAAAGAUGAUCGAAAAAAUUCAGGAAUCCGACUACGCUGCUGUUAAGAAUAAAGAAAAUGUAAUACACUCUACAGUCUGUGCUGUUUGUUUAAAUAAUUACGAAGACGAAGAUAUGUUGAGAUUAUUACCAUCUCACCAUGCUUUUCACACUAAAUGCAUUGAUGAUUGGUUACUUUCUCAUACUACUUGUCCUUACUGUCGCUCUAAUCUUCUUGAAUCUAUCGUUCCUGAAGCCAAUCUUAAUGCCGGUGAUAUUGCAAAUAAUAUAUUGGAAAAUGACGAAAACAACACUGAGAUGGCGCAGACAUGCAUGGUUCCUGAAACUGAACAAGACCUGGCCAUGUUAGAAUUAUAG